Brienomyrus brachyistius is the source of this 1664-nucleotide messenger RNA. Its product is annotated as beta-Ala-His dipeptidase-like. Lineage: Eukaryota; Metazoa; Chordata; Actinopteri; Osteoglossiformes; Mormyridae. Gene Ontology annotation, biological process: proteolysis. Gene Ontology annotation, molecular function: dipeptidase activity. Gene Ontology annotation, cellular component: cytosol. The record is from RefSeq and is a predicted model, not a curated record. Bases 143 to 1627 code for a protein of 494 amino acids. The transcript has 11 exons.
AAUACGACUUGUGAGCUUUGCUCCUAGACAAGGUCUCAUGCAGGAUGAGUGGAUAAGACUCUCGUCAGAUACGCAGGAAUAGAUCUCCCACCCUUGCUCUUCUUAGUCUGUGCCUCCCCCCAAAGCUGACACACUGGGAAUCAUGCUUCUCAACCCUGCUUCUCGGACUUCGUCACCCUCGGUGCUGGAGCCCCUCUUCCAGUACAUUGAACAACAUCAGGAUGAAUUUGUCCAGAGGCUGGGCGAGUGGGUGUCCGUGCAGAGUGACUCCAGCACCCCAGUGCUGUGGGGUGAGGUGGAGCGUGUCCUUAGCAUGACGGCAGACAGAAUCACAGCCAUGGGGGCUGUCGUGGAGCGCGCGGACGUUGGCGCUCAGCAGCUUCCAGAUGGGCAGUCUGUAAGAAGGCCACCCGUCAUCCUAGCCCAAUUUCACAUGGACCCAGAGAAAGCCACCCUCUGUAUCUAUGGCCACGUGGACGUCCAGCCUGCCAAGAAAGAAGAUGGCUGGGUCACGGACCCAUACACGCUGACUGAGCUCAAUGGUAACCUGUACGGCAGAGGGGCCACAGACAACAAGGGACCAGUACUAGCCUGGCUCCAUGCCAUUGAGACCUACCAAGCCACCAGACAUGAACUGCCAGUGAACAUAAAACUGAUCAUCGAGGGGCUGGAAGAGGUGGGAUCCGAUGGCCUCGAUGAGCUGACUCGGAGGUGCAAAGACAGCUUCUUCUCUGACGUGGACUACAUCGUCAUCUCUGACAACGUGUGGGCGACCAGAAGGCCUGCCAUCACCUAUGGGACCCGGGGCAGCAGCUACUUCUUUGUGGAGGUCGAGGGCCCAAAAACUGAUCUACACUCAGGGGUCUUUGGGGGAUCAGUGCAUGAGCCCAUGAUGGACCUGAUCGCUCUACUUGACAGCCUGUUGGGUCACACGGGAAAGAUCCUGGUUCCUGGUCUAAAUGAGAUGGUGGCCCCCGUGACCAAGGAGGAAAGGAAGUUAUACGAGGGCAUCCACUUUGACUUGCAAGAAAUGAAAAAGGAGAUUGGGGUGCAACGAUUCCUGCAAGACAGCAAGGAGGGGGUACUGAUGGCUAGAUGGCGCUACCCGUCUCUCUCCAUCCAUGGGAUCGAGGGUGCUUUCUCUAAUCAGGGGUCGCAGACAGUCAUUCCCAAGCAGGUUGUUGGGAAGUUCUCGAUCCGCCUAGUGCCGCACAUGGAGCCCGUGGAGGUGGAAAGGCAGGUCAAGGAGCACCUGCACGGGGUGUUUGCCCAGCUAAACAGUCCGAACACGUUGAGAGUGACCUCAAGUGUGGGGGCCAAGCCAUGGCUUGCUGACCUGAAGGACCCGCAGUAUGUGGCUGGGAGGAGGGCGGUUGAAGUGGUGUUCGGAGUGGAGCCUGAGCUGGUAAGAGAGGGAUCCACGAUUCCCAUUGCUCACAACUUCCACAAAGUUACUGGGAAAAGCGUGAUGAUGCUGCCGAUUGGUGGUCAUGAUGACGGAGAGCACUCUCAGAACGAGAAGAUCAGCAGGUACAACUUCAUUCAAGGGACAAAGCUUUUUGUGGCCUAUUUUCAGGAACUGUCCAUGCUUCACAAAAGUCUUCCCGAAAUUCAGCGUAAUGUAUGACACCAUCUGGUCUUAAAUAAAGAUUGCCUUCCCUUUG